This is a messenger RNA of Parastagonospora nodorum SN15, 651 nucleotides long. RefSeq lists its product as hypothetical. Lineage: Eukaryota; Fungi; Ascomycota; Dothideomycetes; Pleosporales; Phaeosphaeriaceae. The record is from RefSeq and is a predicted model, not a curated record. The transcript is spliced from 2 exons. Bases 1 to 651 code for a protein of 216 amino acids.
AUGGUCCAAAUCUCAUCGCUCUACCUCAUCCUAGCUUCUGCGCUCCUCGCGCACGCUGGUAUCCAACAGAUUGACUUCACCGGCGUCGGCCACAUCUACGUGCUCCAAUCGGAAGACUGGGGAAGCGCAACGCCCAAGCAAACAGUCGGCUGCCUGAACGAAAAUGGCAAGUUUGUGAACGAAAAAACAUCAGAAUGUGGUACAUUUGCACGCCAGAGCGACUACCCAUACACGCUGUCAAGUAAACAAGGCAAUUGUACUUUCCAGGACGACUCGCAAGCGCGGAAUACGGACAGUAAAUAUGGUGGAUUGGACUACGCGUGGAAUUGCCAGCAAGAACACAAAGCCGAGAUAUACGACCAAUUGUACACCAUCGACGGCUUUCCUUACGUCUUCCUCUGCUUCGGCGAUGUAGCAUGCUACUAUGAUGCUAAGAAGGUGCCCGCGGACAACGAAAUACUUCCGCUUUGGCAAUUCCGAUGGGGCUCGCAGCAGAUGGACAUCACGCCUGGGCAUAUUAUGCUCCAGCUGAUGUGGAAGAAGAUUGGCAAUUUGCCAAAGAGAGAGGGCGAGAAAAGGAUCCCCGGUCCAAGGAUUAUAGUGGACGAGGGUAUGCAGGUACCGUUGUUAGGCGCGAAGUCGAAGGGGUAA